AGUACAUUUAUAAGGAAGUGAAGGAAGAAACGGACAAUAUAAUAAUAAUAAUAAUAAUAUAUGCCAUUUAGCAGACGCUUUUAUCCAAAGCGACUUACAGUCAUGAUAUAUCGGAAGAAGAAAAAUGUUUCUAAGCUGAGUGAGCUGUGACUUACAUCUAAAACAAGUCUCUCUGGGGAGAGAAAGGAGGGGACUUCUGCCUCUAAAAUGAGUCUCUCUGGGGAGAGAGAGGAGGGGACCAUUGCCUCUAAAAUGAGUCUCUCUGGGGAGACAGAGGAGGGGACCACUGCCUCAAAAAUGAGUCUCUCUGGGGAGAGAGAGGAGGGGACUACUGCCUCUAAAAUACGUCUCUCUGGGGAGACAGAGGAGGGGACCACUGCCUCUAAAAUGAGUCUCUCUGGGGAGAGAGACGGGGAAACCACUGCCUCUAAAAUGACUCAAGACACCAGUUCAAAGAGUGUCCAGAAGCCCAGAGCAGAGUCACCUACAACCAGCCUGCUAUCAAUGAAGAGUGAUCAGCCAACUGCUUUCAGCCAGGAACCAUUACCAGAUGACAAUAAUGAAGUGGAGAGUUUGGACAGUGAGGAUGCAUUAAAGAUCACACACAACCUUCUGGACAGAAGAAGUCAAACUCUGCUGACAGUCCAACAAGACUUUAAGGCAAAACUGAAACAAAAUUAUCAACACAUAUCUGAAGGAAUUGGACACCAUGGAAAUCAAAGUCUGUUCAAGGACAUCUACACAGAGCUCUACAUCACAGAGGGUGGAAGUGGAGGGCUCAAUAAUGAACAUGAGGUUAGACAGAUCGAGAUGGCAUCCAAGAAACAAACCACACAAGAGACACCAAUCAAAUGCAACGACAUCUUCAAGCCUUUACCUGGACAAGACAAACCAAUCAGAACUGUGCUGACAAAAGGAAUCGCUGGCAUUGGAAAAACAGUCUCUGUGCAGAAGGUCAUCCUUGACUGGGCAGAGGGAAAAGCAAAUCAGGACGUUCAUUUCAUGUUUCCUCUUCCUUUCCGUGAUCUAAACCUGAAAAAGGACCAAUACAGUCUGAUGCAACUUCUUUCCCACUACUUCCCAGAGCUGAAAGAAAUUGACAGCAUUGAAGAUGCUGAAACCAACACAGUUUUCAUUUUUGAUGGUCUGGAUGAGUGUCGACUUCCUCUAGACUUCACAAACAAUGAGAAGUGCUGUGAUGUCACGAAGCCAACCUCAGUGGACGUGCUGCUGAUAAACCUCAUCAAGGGGAAUCUGCUUCCCUCUGCUCUCCUCUGGAUAACCUCACGGCCUGCAGCAGCCAAUCAGAUCCCUCCUGAGUGUGUUGACCAGGUGACAGAGGUACGAGGGUUCAAUGAUCCACAGAAGGAGGAGUAUUUCAGGAAGAAAAUCACAGAUCAGAACCUGGCCAGUGAAAUCAUCAAACACAUGAAGACAUCAAGGAGCCUCCACAUCAUGUGCCACAUGCCAGUCUUCUGUUGGAUAUCAGCCACUGUCCUUGAGAUGAUGCUGAAAGAGGCAGAGAAGGAUGAAGUCCCCAAAACUCUGACCCAGAUGUACUCACACUUCAUUCUCAUCCAAAUCAUUGUGAAGAACAAGAAGUACAACAAAGCCACAGAGACGAACCCAAAGGAACUGUCUCAGUCAGACAAAGAGAUGAUCCUGAAACUGGCUAAACUUGCUUUCCAACAGCUGCAGAAGGGCAACCUGAUCUUCUAUGAGGAGGACCUGAGAGAGUGUGGCCUUGAUGUCACAGAGGCAUCAGAGUACUCAGCAUUGUGUACAGAGAUCUUUAAAGAAGAAUCUGGGCUGUACCAAGACAAGGUCUACAGCUUUGUGCAUCUGAGCAUUCAGGAAUUUCUAGCAGCAGUGCAUGCUUUAGAAUCAUGUCUGGGCAAGAAGGAAAAUGUUUUCUCCCCCAUGAGUGAUGAUGAAGAGAAGGAGUCAAUCCAGUUGUCUGACUUACACAGGAGAGCAGUGGACCAGGCCUUGAAGAGUAAGAAUGGACACCUGGACCUGUUCCUUCGCUUCCUUCUGGGUCUCUCACUGGAGGCCAAUCAGAAUCUGUUACGAGGCCUUCUGACACAGACAGGAAGAACAACAGAGACCAAUGAAGAAACAGUUGAGAGAACAAUCAGGUACCUUUCAUACAAGAUCGACCAGGAAUCCUCACCAGAAAGGAUCAUCAACUUGUUCCACUGUCUGAAUGAACUUGGUGCCAACUCUCUAGUUGAAGACAUGCAGACCUCCCUGCGUUCAGGAACUCUUUCAGAAACAGAGCUAGAACCUGACCAAUGUUCAGCCCUGGCCUACCUGUUACUGAUGUCAGAGGAGGUGCUGGAGGAGUUUGACCUGAAGACAUACAACACGUCAAAGGAAGGUUAUCAGAGGUUGCUGCCGGUAGUGAGAACCUGCAAGAGAGCACUACUGCAUGGCUGUAAACUCACAUAUAAAUCCUGUGAGACUCUGACCUCAGCUCUGCAGACACCAACCUCCCCCCUGAGAGAACUGGACCUAAGCUACAAUGACCUGGGAGACAGAGGAGUGGAGCUGCUCUGUGUUGGACUAACCAGUCCACUCUGCAACAUACAGACACUAGUUCUCGGUCAGUGUGGUCUGACAGAGGGUUGCUGUUCAGAUCUGGCCUCAGUCCUGAGUUCACCCAACUCACAACUGAACCAACUGGAGCUGAGAGACAAUGACCUGCAGGACUCAGGAGUUACACUGCUGUCUGCUGGACUGGAGGAUCCAGACUGUAAACUACACACACUGGGGAUGUCUGGCUGUCUGGUCACAGAGGAGGGCUGUGCUGCUCUGUCUUCAGCUCUGAGGUCAAACCCCUCCCACCUGAAAGAGCUGGACCUGAGCUACAAUCACCCAGGAGACUCUGCAGGGGGACUGCUUUCAGCUGCUCUGGUAGAUCCCACAUAUAAACUGAAUGUGGAUAAUGGUGGAGAGUGCAGGCUGAAAUCAGGGCUGAGGAAAUAUGCCUGUCAUCUCACCCUGGACCCAAAUACAGCAAACCCAAACCUGAUACUGUCUGAGGGGAACAGGAAGGUGACACGGGUGGUGGAGAAGCAGCAUUAUAAAGACCAUCCAGACAGAUUUGACUUUCUUUACCAAGUUCUCUGCAGAGAAGGCUUAUCUGAAGGUCGUUAUUACUGGGAGGUGGAGAGGGAUGGUGGGGCUGACAUUGGUGUGGUGUACAAAGGAAUGAAGAGGAAGGGAAGGGAGGAUGACAGUUGGAUUGGAUCCAAUAGGGAAUCCUGGUGUUUAUACUGCUCUCAUAGUGGUUAUGAAUUUAACCAUACUAAAGUCUGCAGAUCCAUCUCUGGUCCUGAUUCUGACAGAGUUGGAGUGUAUCUGGACUGGUCAGCUGGUACUUUGUCCUUCUAUAGUGUGUCCUCCUCUGGUACACUGACACACCUUCACACAGAACACACCACAUUCACUGAACCCCUCUAUCCUGGGUUUGGGGUUUACUCCUCCUCCUCAGUGACCCUGUGUCAGAUAGAUGACCAACACAUUCAGAGAGACCAUGGUGGAGAGAUUUGUAUCAAGCCUGGACCUGAGAAAACCAGAGACCAUGGUGGAGAGAGUUGGAUCAAGCCUGGACCUGAGGACACCAGAGCCCAUGGUGGAGAGAGUUGUAUCAAGCCUGGCCCUGAGGACACCAGAGACCAUGGUGGAGAGAUUUGUAGCAAACCUGGACCUGAGGACACCAGAGACCAUGGUGGAGAGAGUUGUAGCAAACCUGGACCUGAGAACACCAGAGACCAUGGUGGAGAGAGUUGGAUCAAGCCUGGACCUGAGGACACCAGAGACCAUGGUGGAGAGAGUUGGAUCAAGCCUGGACCUGAGGACACCAGAGACCAUGGUGGAGAGUGUUGGAUCAAGUCUGGACCUGAGAACACCAGAGACCAUGGUGGAGAGUGUUGGAUCAAGCCUGGACCUGAGACAUGGAUUCCUCAGAGCUGUAAGACUUGUGACCAUGUUGAGGACUCCACACACUGGCUUCAGAUUGAACCCUUGACUUCCACUGUCCAGGGAGUGACAAUGUUCAGACACAGGACACCCAAAGGGAGUUAUGAGUGCACAGUGUCUGGGCUCCGCUGGCUGUGUGAGAGAGAUGUCAUUCUGAAGUAUCACUUCAGGAACUGGGAACCCUACAGUCAACUUCUUAAAGACAUGCAGUACACACAAGGUGGUCCAUUGCUGGACAUCACUAUGGAGUUAGGUGAACUGGAGGAAGUUCAUCUGCCACACUUUGUCUGUUUAGGGCCAACCCUUCCCUGAGGAAUGAGAUGAAGAUUCUUCAUGCAGAGGAACAUGGAGUGUCUUUAGAGGAAGUGCAUGAGGUCACCAGAUUCCAUGCUAAGAUUCUUCAUCCCAAGUUCUCACCUAUCUCUGUUAUAUGGAAAUCACUGUCUCGUAAGAAAGAUGUCCACUGUGAUGUGGUCCUCUACAUGGCAGUAAAAAGGUCAACAGUCAUUUCAAGGCUGUACCUGCUCCUCAGAAACUCCAGUCAGAAAGAGGCUGUUCAGGAACGGGAGAAAAACCAGGUGUCCAAAGGAUUUUCAGAAUUCGUCCUGUCAAGUCCAAACGGGUCCUUAAAGCUGAACAGUUGGUUUGCGUUCAAGAAUCCUCGCUCCACUUCCAUCAAUCCAGAGAAGAUUCAGCUGUUACCUGCAGACACCACACCAAGCUGUUGCCAGAUGAUAAUGGGAAACACAGGGGUUGACAUUGAGAUGGAGUUAAUCGGGGAGGAUGAGAGGACAGUAUGGAAAUCAGUUUUAUCAAAAGAUGUGUACAGCAACGACUCUCAUCCAACAUCAUUAAUACUCCUUGGGAUUCCUGCUGAGGAGUUUCUGAAGAAACACAGGGCUGUACUCAUUCAGGGAGUCAAAAACCCAAUGCCAAUAGCAGAUAAUCUGUUGUCAAAGAGCAUGAUUGGUGAUGAAGAGUACUCCAGAAUAAAAGCUGAAACAACUGAACAGGAGCGAAUGAGAGAACUACUGAACGCAGUCCUCCCUAAAGGACCAGAAGUGAUGGGAGCUUGUCUAAAAGCUCUCAUUGAACAUGAACACCAUCUUGUUAAGUACUUGAGUGAAUCUAGCACCUAAUCUGAAGAUGCUGAGGCCUGUCUCCCGCCCCCCCUGAAAAGGACAAAAAUGAAUGGAAACAUAUUGGCACUGUACGAAACAUAUGGACGGUGUCCAAUACCACUCAAAUAUCGGCCAUUUCAUUCAAAGCUUAUGGCAAAUGUCAUAGGUCAAAUGUCAAGUGUCAUAACAGCAAAAUCCAAAAGAUGGCGAGCGCGCUCCACCGUAGAUUUUCAUAUGGCAAAUGCACAUCAAGUCAAGACCCAAGAGUCAAAUGUUGAUGUACCACCCCCCUAAAAAAGAGCUUUAUGGACCGUUUUGUCAAUUAUACAUGUAUAAGAACUGUAUGAACAUACUUUUGUCAUAUUUUAUUGUCAUAAAAAAAUGUUUUACUUGUCCAUAAGGCAUAUGUUUUGUCCAUUUGCAAUAUGAUUUCAUAGGAAGUCAAAAGUCGAAGUCAAAAGUCAGUGAACCAUUGCCAAAUGUCAUAAGAAAUGUCCAAAUGCAAUAUGAAAUCAUUGAAACUGCCAAAUCAGGAUGUUAUGUCCAUUUGCCAUGUACGAUCAUAAGAAGUCUGUUUCCAAAUGCAAAAGUCAGUGAAUCAUGUCCAAAUGGCAUUUAUACUGCCCAAACGAUAUAUAGCACUAUGUUAAGCCAUGAAUCAACCUAGAUGGUCUAUUUGUCAUGUAUGAUGAGGGAGAAGUGGGACUCGGUUGUUUUUUAACAAUAAAAAAAAAACGUCCAACAUGACCAGGGGCACCCCCUAUUGGAUGGUCACGGGUGGGGGGUGCUCCCUACCCUACUAUAGACUCCUUACUCCCCCCCUAAAGGGUUCCAUACACCAGGUGCAUGCCUGUCCAUAUGCAAUAUGUUUCAAUGGGCGUAUACCAUCACGAAUUUGACAUGCUUAAAACUCCUGCAGAAAUGCAAAAUUGACUGGCCAGAUGAACUCUGGAUGGCCGGGUGAUAGAGGAAAUUAUG
Messenger RNA from Oncorhynchus gorbuscha (pink salmon), 6083 nucleotides. Its product is annotated as NACHT, LRR and PYD domains-containing protein 3-like. Lineage: Eukaryota; Metazoa; Chordata; Actinopteri; Salmoniformes; Salmonidae. Gene Ontology annotation, molecular function: protein binding. The record is from RefSeq and is a predicted model, not a curated record.